This is a messenger RNA of Mesorhabditis spiculigera, 681 nucleotides long. The record is from the annotation of a GenBank genome assembly. NCBI's taxonomy places the organism in Eukaryota, Metazoa, Nematoda, Chromadorea, Rhabditida, Rhabditidae.
AUGGUGAAUGCCGUUGGCCUCGCGCUGAUUCACUUCUCAAAGGGGAAAGUCGAAUAUGAAACGAUCGAAAUUACCUUGAGGUGUUACACGGUCGACAAGAUCGGACCGAACAUCGAAUCACUGAUGGCAAUGGAAGACAAUAGCUCUCUGCUAAAGACCGGAAGCACUGACGCAUCCUCAUCGUUUUGGGAACGUGCACAGCUGUUUUCAACAAUCCUUACCCACUUGGUGGUUUUCUGUUGUCUCGCCAUGCUUGACGAUUUCUCGACAUGGAACACGCUUCUGAUAACGUGGAUCGGCCUCGGAAUCUAUCCUUUCCAAAUCCGCCGGAUGCUUGUGGAUUGUCAGGAUCUCAAUACGAUAACUGCCUGGGUCUACCCGGGUUUUGUUAUUGGACAAAUCGUUGCCGAAACCAUAGUUUUUAUCCUAUUCAUCGUAGAACUUGGCACCAGAGGUGAAGAAAUAAUCUUCUCAUUCCAAAAGCAGGGUCUCGUUUUGAUCAUCAAUCUUAUCGGCAAGGCUGGAAUUGUGAAUGCGAUCGGUCUUGUAACUAUUCAUUUUUCCAAAGAAGCCGGUGGCUACGAAAAGCUCGAAACGGCCAAGAGCGUCUCUACAAUUUCCGACGCGGAAGCCGGCAAAUCAAAGCCACUGGUUGAGGAGAUUUGCUGUAAAAUUAAAAUG